AUGCACAAGAUCAAGAACGAGAUUAACAAGGCUUAUAGAAGCGUGGCUGAGAAAAUGAUGGGCGAGAUGAGCGAGAGUACUUUCUUAACCAAGGGCCAGCUCACCCCAGACGAGUUUGUCCUCGCAGGGGACACCCUCGUUGAUAAAUGUCCUACCUGGAGCUGGGAAGCAGGAUCCGAAUCUAAAAGAAAUCCUUCCUUGCCUGAUGACAAACAGUUCUUGAUCAUCCAUGAUGUUCCUAGUAGAAUGAGGGCAAAAGAUUUGAUAGAUGAAGACAAGAACCAGAUCAACGAGAUUGAAGACGAAGACGGCUGGGUCAUCGCUGAGCAGAAGGAGAAAACUGAAAUUGAAGAUAUUGAUAAAGAGGAAAUCAAGAAGGAAGAAGAAGAUGAAAUCGUUGAUAUAGAUGAUGAGUGUGAUUCAGAUGAUGAUGACGAUGAUGAUAAUAUACUCGCCAAGAAGGAUGAUGAAGAUGAGAAGAAGGAAGAUGAUGAAGAUGGAGUUGUCAGGUGCAGGAGGUAUAAUAUUAGUCUAACUUAUGACAAGUAUUAUGCCACCCCUAGACUGUGGCUUCAAGGUUAUGGUGAAGAUAAAGAACCUUUAGACAAACAGAUGUUUGAAGAUGUCAUGGCUGAACAUGCUAAGAAAACAGUCACUUUAGAAAAACAUACUCAUAUUGAUGGUCCUAAGCAAGCAACCAUUCACCCUUGAGAACAUGCAAACGUUAUGAAGAAAAUGAUUGAUGUAAUGAUGGAAAAUGGAAAGGAGCCGACCGUUGACAGCUAUAUGUUCAUCUUUUUGAAGUUCUUGUCAUCUGUAAUCCCAACUAUUCAAUAUGACUACACAACUGAUAUUGAGCUCUAA
Molecule: messenger RNA, 864 nt
Organism: Moneuplotes crassus
Lineage: Eukaryota; Ciliophora; Spirotrichea; Euplotida; Euplotidae
Source: the annotation of a GenBank genome assembly